Rhizophagus irregularis DAOM 181602=DAOM 197198 is the source of this 653-nucleotide messenger RNA. The record is from RefSeq and is a predicted model, not a curated record. Lineage: Eukaryota; Fungi; Glomeromycota; Glomeromycetes; Glomerales; Glomeraceae.
AUUAAAACUCUAUCAUUCAACAUGCCAAACACUAUAGGAAUAAUCACUUCUAGUAACAAAGAAAAUAAGGAUUUUAUUACCACUAACACAGAGUUUACUUCAAAAAGACGAAAGCUGACGAAUCAGUUAAAUUUACGUGUAAAACGUCUUAGUCCUAAAGCUAAAAUCCCUAGACGUAGUUCUGUAAAAGCUGCUGGCUAUGACUUAUACAGCGCGUCCAAUAUCACUAUUCCAGCUAAAGGAAAAGCUCUAGUUCCCACUGAUUUAGCCGUUGUUGUUCCAGAAGGAACUUAUGGACGCGUCGCUCCAAGAACUCUAAGAAAUUCCAUUGAUUGCGGCGGAGGAGUUGUUGAUGCUGAUUAUCGUGGACCAGUGGGAGUUAUUUUGUUCAAUCAUGGCGAAGUAGACUAUCAAGUUAAUGAAGGUGAUCGAGUUGCACAACUUGUCCUUGAACGAAUUUGCACUCCUGACGUAGUUGAAAUCGAAGAACUGGACGAAACUGAACGUGGUAAUCGCGGAUUCGGUUCUACUGGGCUUCAAUAACGUAUACUUGACAUUACAUAGUUUUUUAAUAUAUCUUAAUAAAAUUAUCAGAGAGCGAUAUUGGAAAUAACAAACACGAUUUAUUUGAUUAUAAUAAAUAUAUGAAGUAA